Clonostachys solani is the source of this 480-nucleotide messenger RNA. The record is from the annotation of a GenBank genome assembly. NCBI's taxonomy places the organism in Eukaryota, Fungi, Ascomycota, Sordariomycetes, Hypocreales, Bionectriaceae.
AUGCGCUUCUCCGCCGCCUUUAUUCCAUUUCUAACGUCUUUGGUAACUGCUCGGCCCGACUAUGGAGGACAAGGAAAGGUCACUGUUUCCGACCUCAAACUUCAUAAAGUCGGGAUCCCUGUCGGCUUCAGUAUUCAAAACCUCUCUUUCAAGCUGAGUGGAGACAAAAGAAACAACAUCGAUUGUUCAGCAGAGAGUCUCCCCUGGCCCGAAUUCUCCUCUAGCCGUUGCAGUGAUUCCCAGUAUUCGUUUGCCCUCUUGCCCCGCGACGAAAGUCCCGAGAUCCUCCUCAUGAUUUACCACAAUGUUGGUGACAAGAGGGCGGAUCUACGCGGGGGCAUUAUUUUGAACCUCCAUUGCCGCCGCCGGGGCGAGGAGCCGGUCGAUGAUGAAUGCACGCAAGAGCGUUCCCUCACUUUCAGUAUCGACGGUCCUAUUGCUGACUACCGCUGGCGCGACGCGUAUGACGAAUUGAGAUAG